UGUCUCUGAUUGGCUGAUUUCACUGUUUUGCCGGAUGACAGGUCUGGUCAUGGCGGAGGUCAGCGGCUGUGUCUGGAGCGGGGCGCAAAAACUCUGUGUUUUUAAAUCGCUCCGGACGCGCUGUCACUUUCACCCGCUGCGUCUGACGGGAGCUCGCGCGUACAGCUUCCGUGCGGCCGGCGAUUCCUCCGCCCCGCUCCACCGCAGCCGAACCGCCUAUUACGACAUCCUGAAAGUGUCCCCGAACGCCACGCAAGCCCAGAUCAAGAGCGCCUACUACAAGCAGUCGUUCCUGCACCACCCGGACCGGAACCGCAGCCGCAGCGAGGAGGCGGCGCGGAGCUUCGCGCUCGUGGCUGAAGCCUACAGUGUGCUCGGCAGCAGCGGCCUCCGGAGGAAGUACGACCGCGGCAUACUCAACCAGACGGACGUGCAGAACGCCGGGAGACCGUCUUCCUCAGACGCGUCAAAGCCUCGACGCGCCCCGAACGCGUCCAAGAGCGGCGGCGACGCGUACUUUGACUUCGACGCGUUCUACCAGGCGCAUUACGGCGAGCAGCUGCAGAGAGAGAAGCUGAUGAGACUCAGACGAGAGCAGCUCCAGCGGCUGCAGCAGGAGAACUUCCGCAAGUGGAAGCAGGAGAAAGUGACUGAGGUGACGGUCGCGUUUCUGCUGGUGUGCGGAGGCGUCAUCCUCCUGAGCCUGAGGUCCUGAAGCGGUGUUUUAAUGACUGCACAUGUUCACAGAUGGACCUGAACUCUCUUAGCAGUCAGCGGGGGUCUGUGUGUUUUCUGUCAGGUUAUUUAUUUUCAGGAAUGGAAUUAUUAUUCACGGUGAAAUGUGAUUUAGCCUAAAAAGGUAAAAACAAUAAUAAACAACAAUCCACUGUG
Megalobrama amblycephala (Wuchang bream) is the source of this 891-nucleotide messenger RNA. RefSeq names its product DnaJ (Hsp40) homolog, subfamily C, member 30b (gene dnajc30b). Lineage: Eukaryota; Metazoa; Chordata; Actinopteri; Cypriniformes; Xenocyprididae. The transcript has a single exon. The record is from RefSeq and is a predicted model, not a curated record. The coding region runs from base 35 to 715 and encodes 226 amino acids.